AUGACAACACCCCCGUGUCCCCUCCUGGCUCAGGCUGUCAGGCAGCGCUCUGUCCAUGGUCUCUCCCAGAUAACCAGCAGUCUAUACAUCAGCAAUGGGGUGGCAGCCAACAAUGAACUCAUGCUGUCUACCAACCACAUCACGACAGUCAUCAACGUGUCGGCAGAGGUGACCAGCAUGUUCUUCAAAGGCAUCCAGUACGUACACGUGCCGGUGGUAGAUGCUCCCACCUCGCACCUCUACGACUUUUUUGACCCUUUUGCAGAUCACAUCCACAGCGUGGACAUGAAGCAGGGCCGAACGCUGCUGCACUGCGCCGCCGGGGUGAGCCGCUCUGCCGCUCUCUGCCUCGCGUGCCUCAUGAAGUACCACUCCGUGUCGCUGCUGGACGCCUACACGUGGACCAAGUCAUGCUGCCCCAUCAUCCGGCCCAACAUCGGCUUUUGGGAACAGCUUAUCCAUUAUGAAUUCAAGCUGUUUAGUAAGAACACCGCUCACAUGAUCAGUUCCCCGGUGGGUCUGAUUCCGGACAUCUACGAGAAAGAGGUCUGUUUGAUGAUGCCGAUGUGA
This is a messenger RNA of Lipotes vexillifer (Yangtze River dolphin), 570 nucleotides long. It is a transcript of the gene DUSP21, whose product is annotated as dual specificity phosphatase 21. Gene Ontology annotation, biological process: peptidyl-tyrosine dephosphorylation. Bases 1 to 570 code for a protein of 189 amino acids. The transcript has a single exon. Gene Ontology annotation, cellular component: cytoplasm. The record is from RefSeq and is a predicted model, not a curated record. NCBI's taxonomy places the organism in Eukaryota, Metazoa, Chordata, Mammalia, Artiodactyla, Lipotidae. Gene Ontology annotation, molecular function: protein tyrosine phosphatase activity; MAP kinase tyrosine/serine/threonine phosphatase activity.